Molecule: messenger RNA, 343 nt
Organism: Sinocyclocheilus grahami
Lineage: Eukaryota; Metazoa; Chordata; Actinopteri; Cypriniformes; Cyprinidae
Product: microtubule-actin cross-linking factor 1-like
Exons: 2
Biological process (GO): wound healing; regulation of focal adhesion assembly; intermediate filament cytoskeleton organization
Cellular component (GO): microtubule; intermediate filament; actin cytoskeleton
Molecular function (GO): calcium ion binding; structural molecule activity; cadherin binding
Source: RefSeq, a predicted model, not a curated record
UCUGAACAUAUUUUCUGUGCUCUCCUUACAGGAAAACACCAGCAGCAACAGCAGCACUCAGUACAGGUAACCAGUGGUAACCCUCGCCUCACUCAGCUCUGCUCCCGCUGGCAACAAGUGUGGCUGCUCGCCCUCGAUCGCCAGCGCAAGCUGAAUGAUGCACUCGACAGACUAGAGGAGCUUAAAGAAUUUGCCAACUUUGACUUUGAUGUGUGGAGGAAGAAAUACAUGCGCUGGAUGAAUCACAAAAAGUCUCGAGUCAUGGACUUCUUCCGACGCAUCGACAAGGACCAGGAUGGAAAGAUCACCCGCCAGGAGUUUAUCGAUGGCAUCUUGGCAUCAA